Molecule: messenger RNA, 7563 nt
Organism: Tachysurus fulvidraco (yellow catfish)
Lineage: Eukaryota; Metazoa; Chordata; Actinopteri; Siluriformes; Bagridae
Gene: ccdc88c
Product: coiled-coil domain containing 88C
Exons: 31
Coding region: 588-6395 (1935 amino acids)
Biological process (GO): cytoskeleton-dependent intracellular transport; cytoplasmic microtubule organization
Cellular component (GO): cytoplasm; centrosome
Molecular function (GO): microtubule binding; dynein light intermediate chain binding
Source: RefSeq, a predicted model, not a curated record
CACUAUUCAUGCUUAGCACAGGUUGAAUGCUGGGCAACAAAGUAUCACAAGUGAAGCGUGUGGGCAGGAGGUGAACUUUAUUCGUUCACAGCAUUGCAGGCCAUAACCUUUUUUUCUUGAUCUUUUAAUUUUUUUAUUUUAAUGCUUGUUUCUGCGCUUGGAUCGUGGAUCAGGACGAAUGGGCAUAAGAUUUCUCCCUGUUUAUGGCUUUUUAAAACUAAAUACAUUGGUGUUUUAUGAUCUUCUCGGCUUUGUUCAGGACCCUCGAUCAUUGAUCAUGUCUCAGGAGGAAAUGGUGCCGUGAAUGUUUAGCAAGCAGCAUCUAACAGCCCCUGGAAAGUACCUUAGUGUUUUAUUUCUGAGCUGAAAGAUUGUAUUUUUUCAGGGGGGAGGGAGCAGCAUCAUUGUGGCGCGUGAAGGAUAAACAUGUUUCUCACUUUAAAGUUUGGUUUCAUUUUGCGCAUCAUGGUUUUGUCCUGCACUGAGCAGCUGUCUGGAGUUUAGGAAAUGUUACCGUGAACUGAACUUGUGUACAGACGCUUUUUUGGAAUUUUUAUUCCUUUUUUAAAAAAAAUCUUCUUUUCAAAAUGGAUGUAACUGUGUCUGAGCUGAUGGCGAACUUCAUGGAGUCCCCGCUGGUGAUUUGGGUGAAGACAUUUGGGCCGCUGGCUUCCAACUCCGAGGACAAGCUCUCCAUGUUCAUGGAGUUAGUGGACGGUGUCUUCCUUCAUAAGAUCAUGACCAUCAUAGACCCCAAUCCUACGAACCACCGGGUGAACAAACAAGUGAACAGUGACGUCAACCUCAGAAUCCAGAACCUCAGCACUGUGAUCAGACACAUUAGAAGCUACUAUCAGGAAAAUCUCCAGCAGCUCAUUCUGAUGACGUUACCCAACGUUAUGACCAUCGCCAAGGACCCGUUGUCAGGCAAGGGCAUGGAGGAGAUGAAGAGGCUUUUGCUGCUGAUCCUGGGAUGUGCUGUUCAGUGUGAGCGUAAAGAGGAAAUCAUUGAGAAGAUUAAGCUGCUAGACAUUGAAACCCAGACUGCCAUCGUCUCCCAUAUCCAGGAGGUGACCCACAACCAGGAGAAUGUUCUGGACAUGCAGUGGCUGGAGCUGGGGGAGCUGCCACCCGAGGACCUGGACACACUGUCUCGUACCAUGGCCUUUCACCUCCGCAGACUUGUUGAAGAGCGUGAUGAGAGCUCAGAGCUGAUCUUGGAGGUGACUCAAGAGAGAGAUUACUUGCAGUCGCAGCAACUCCCAAUAUCCGUAAACUGCUCCAAUGACCUGAAAUCUCAGCCCUCGAUACUCACCAAAGAAGAACGACAGCACGUAGCAGUGGAGCUUGCAGACACCAAAGCCAAACUGCGCCGCUCCCGCCAAGAACUGGAAGAGAAGACGGAGCAGUUGAUCGACGCUAAGAAUGAACUGGAACGUCUGGAUGCGGAGAUGCAAAAACUGAAACAGGAGAACAUGCAGCUUUUAGCAGAGGCGCGGUCGGUACGAGCGUAUCGUGAUGAGGUGGAUGCUCUGAGAGAACGUGCCGGCAAAGUGGAUCGACUCGAAACAGAACUUGCUCGCUUCAAAGAGAAACUUCAUGAUGUUCACUUCUACAAGGCCCGCAUGGAGGAGCUGAGAGAGGACAAUAUGACACUGCUAGAGACAAAGGCCAUGCUAGAGGAGCAGCUGGGUACAGUUAGGGGGCGCUGUGACAAACUACACGAGCUGGAGAAGGAGAACCUGCAUCUACGAUCCAAACUGCACGAUAUUGAGAUUGAUCGGGACAGUGAUAAGAAGCGUCUAGAGGAGCUGCUAGAGGAGAACAUGAUGCUGGAGAUUUCACAGAAGCAGAGCAUGAACGAAUCUGCUCACUUGGGCUGGGAGCUGGAGCAACUGGUUAAAAACAAUGACGUCAAUGACGUACGCAAGUCUUUUGUGGUUGAGAUGAACGAGUCGGCAUCCAGUCGACUUCUGAAGCUAGAGAAGGAGAACCAGAGCCUGCAGAGCACCAUCCACAGCCUGCGGGAAACCACACUCAGCCUUGGAGAGGGUCAGCUCCACACCAUGGAGCUGGAGAGGGAGAACCAGGGUCUCAGCCAGAAGCUUGAGAGACUGCAGACUCAACUGGACCAGGAGAAGCAGACUAUAAAGGACUUGGAGAAUAUCGGAGAUGAGCUCGUCAGGGAAAAACAGAAACUGGAGAAUGAUCUAGAAAAUCAAAGGACAGAAAAGGGAAAACAGAUCUCAGAGCUGGAGCGAGAGAAGGAGAACCUGAUCCAGACUGUGAACUCCCUGCGGAAACGUGCCCAAGAAGACGGUGAGGCACGUGUACGGGAUGUGGAAACGGAGAAUCGUAUUCUUCACCAGAAGAUGUCAGACACCGAAAGUCAGCUGGUGCAGCUUGAGAACGAGAAGCAGAUGAUUACCAAGAAGUUGGAGGAAGAACGGGAAUGUACCAAGGAGCUACAGAGGACUGUAAAGAGCAUGGAGUGUGCUCAGAAGCAAAUCCAGGAUGAGUUGACUUCACUCAAAGGGGCUGAAAAACAGCUUGAAGCCGUGCAGUGCAAGAACAACAUCCUAGAGCAGGAGAACUGCGAGCUGAAGAAGGACGCAGAAGAGUUACAGAGUGACAACAUGCGUCUCAAUCUGCUGAAGAAGGAGUACAGGAAUCUGGAAAGUGAGAAUGCAGAGCUUCGGAGCAGCGUAGCUGAGCUCCGUUCACAAGCCAAGCGCACCGAAAGACUGGAGAUCAAGUGCAGCAGCCUUGACAAGGAAAACCAGCGGCUCCAACAGAGCCUGGAAAGCAGCAGCUCCAAAAUCCAGGGCAUCAAGAAUGAGCUUCACGAGGCAGAGGCCCAGAGCGAGGAGCUGCGUCAUGAACUGGAGGAGCUGAGGAAAGUGGCGAGACGUGCUGAGGAGGCAGAGAAGGAGCGACGUAGAUUGGAGCAGGAGCUUGGCCAAGCCGAGAAAGAGAGAAAGCAACUGGAAAGGGAGGCACGUAGGUUGAGGCAACAAGUGGACGUGAGGGAAUCCGCACUCGAGGAAAGCUCACUUAAACUGAGCAACAUGGAGAAAGAAGGAACAGCCAUGAACAAGGAGCUUGCACGGCUCCAGGACGUUGCCAGUAGAGUCAAGGAUAUGGAGAAAGACAACAAGGAACUGCAAAAACAGGUCACCAUUGACAAGAAGACUUUGGCAACACUCCGAGAGGAGCUGGUGAAUGAGAAGCUGAGGGUGCAGCAGCAGUGUAAUGAGCUGGAGAAGCUCAACCAUGAGCUGGAGAAGAUAGGCCUGAACCGAGAGAGACUGCUGCAGGAGGAACACCGCUGCGAGGACAACUGGAGUAGUAAGUACAGGAUCCUGGAGACAAAGAUUGAGUCAGCUCUGAAGAAUUCUCUGGAACUGAAGGAGGAAAAGAUUCAGAGCCUGGAGUCACGUCUAGAGGAGAGCAGCAGCUUGAACCAGCAGCUACGCACCGAGCUCACAUCAGUGAAGAAGAGGCUGGAGGCCUUGAGGCAGAGGCAGGAGGAGGAGGCUGCCCACUCUGAAUUAUCCCAGAAGGCUGUGGAGCAGGGCAGGUCUGGAACCAGUCAAGAGAAAUGGGAGACGGAACAGAGAGAAAUCACGUCUGAGCUGCUUAAACUCAAAGAUCAUCUGAUUGAUGUAGAAAAGAAUAAUGCGUCCUUACAGACGGAGAAGCAUCUACUGAAAGAGCAUCUGAAGCAGCUGGACUCGCAGAACACACAGCUGAACGCUCAGACCCUGGCUCUGCAAAAACAAGCCACAACACUGCAGGAGCAGAACACUGCGCUUCACAAAGACACCGCCAAACUACAGGUAGAGAACUCCACUCUGAAAUCUCAGAACUCGUCUCUGACCGCUCAGUACACGGCACUACAGACUCAGCUGCAGACUCUGGAGGCAGACACUGAGGUGCUGCAGAGGCAGCGUGAGGAAGCUCGAGCAAGAAGUGACAAUAUCGCACAGGACCGCGAGCGCCUGCUCAGCGUCCAUGAGAGGCAGGCAGCUGAGUACGAGCAUCUCAUCACCCAGCACACUGCCUUGAAGAGCACCCAGAGAGCGCUGGAGCAGGAACACCGCAGUCUGGAGAGCAAGUACGUGCAGCUUCUAAAACAGAAGGAGGCUCUGGAGGAACUGGAGGCGUCUCUGCAGAAAGAGAGGGAGAGUCUGGGGGAGGAGAUUCGUAAAAACACUCAGAUUAUGGAAGAGAACCGCAGUCUGAGAGAGGAGAUGAACAGACUGUCCCAAAAACACGCACAUUUACGUCAGGAGUAUGACGGGCUGCAGCUUCAGAGCAAGGAGCUAAAGACUUCUCUGAACGAGUCCCAGCUGGAGCUGAACCGCUGGCAGGCGAGCUUUGACCAACUCAAAGAGAAGCACCAGGGCCUGGACAUCUCCAUGACCAAAAUGGAAAACCACUGUGAGCUGUUGACUCGGCUGAAGGGGAAUCUGGAGGAGGAGAACCACCACCUGCUGAGCCAGAUACAGAUGCUGGGCCAGCAGAACCAGACACUGCUGGAAAGGUCCAUGGAGAGCAAGGAGCUGUACCACGAGGAGCAGAAACAGUACAUCGACAAGCUGAAUUCGUUACGAAGGCAAAAAGAGAAGCUGGAAGAAAAGAUCAUGGAUCAGUACAAGUUCUAUGACCCGACUCCUAAAAAGAAGGGUCCCUGGGUGGGAGCUAAAGCGAUAGCUAAAUUAAUAAAACCCAAGAAGGAAGGGGCACGGGAGAGGCAGGACCGCUCUCGUGAACGGAUCCUGAGUGCCCCAGACAUCCCUCUGCCUGACAUCCCUCAUCAUCUGGACUGUUCUGCAGAAAGCCCUAUUCUUUCUCCACCUCCACUGCCCUCUCGCCAGAAUUGCCUUAACCUGGACUCACCCAGCAGCAUCUCAGAGGAGGAAAACUGUGCACACUCCUCCCCAGUCUUAUCCACACCUUCAAACCACACAGGUCAGAGUUACAACAGUGCUUCCAGAAUGUCAGAGGCAUACCGUCCAGGAGGGGGCAGCACAGAGGACAUGAACGGAUAUGAGGAGCUGGUGCUUAGACAGAGAGGUUUAGAGCCAGGGGCAUCCACUCCACUGAACCACAACUCACUCAAUGUACCAGGCUUCACCUCUUCCAGCUCGCGGCCAGGGCGCAGGCCCAAAGGAUUAAUCUCCGAGGAGGACCUGCGUAUACACUCCCUCGAUGCUGGCUUUGGGAGCGGUGGCCAUGGAAACGCAGGACUCAGGCUUAAUUCUGGUGAUUACAGUAACAACACCUCCACCAGCAGCUCCCCGGUCAACUCCAAAGGUUCCCUGGAGCGCAUACAGAGACAUUCUGCCAGUCUCUCCUGUGAUGAUGUGGUUGGACUGAGCCAUGAGAGCCCCACAUUUAGCCAGUCUUCUCUGCUACCUCGUAGCUCCACCCUUCCCUAUGAAGCCACCCCUCUAUCCCGGUCUACCCCACGAGCCACCGGUCCACGCCCCAGAUCCCCUGGCAGUGAGAUGGUCACCCUGGAGGAGUUUCUGCAGGAAGGCAAAACCUUGCCACCUCCUACUGUGCACACAGGAAGUCGGGAGGAUCUAAUGACUGACUAUUUCAGCAGAGCGGGCAGGCCAACGCCACCUAUGAAAGAUGGCAGCAAAACACCAACUAGUUAUGUCACGCCCACCAUCAAAACACCAUCCAUACCAGAUGGGCGAUCCUCCAAACCUGGGCACAGUGUUAAACCAAGCAUACGCCUAACAGAAGCUUCCAUUAACCUUUCUCAAUCCCAGACGCUUCCUAACAGAGGCACCGGUGGGACUGGGGGGCGAUCUUCGCACCUACAACACUCAGGGGCUCGUGGAGGAACUGCAGGCAGCAGCAGCCUGAGUCGCACUUUCAGCCUGGCCUCAGCAGACCUCCUCCAAUCGAAUGGCCCUGACUGUUACCGGUCCGAGGGGGGCGGCAUCAUGCAGGCCGAGGGGGCAACGAGGAGGGAGCGUCCACUUUCAGCCAGACUUACCGGAAGCUCUGGGUAUCUUUCAUUAGACCCCCGGCGCUUCUCUGUAGCUCCUUCCAGGGAGGAUCAACCCCUCACCUCUUCUUCCACAGAUCGAGGUUACACAGGAAGUGGUGGUCGCUCAGGAACCCUUAACUCUAACACUUCGCACCAACCUCGGGGUGAGGUGGCAUUGGUGACACCAGUCCGUGCUGUCUCUGCCCUUAGGCAAAAGGAGGUGGAGGACCACAGAGAGCCCAGGCAGACUGAGCCAUCUUCAUCCUCAUUAAAGAAAUCAGACAGUUCUGGUGGUUAUGUAGAGGAAAGGCCCAUGAGCACACCAGCCUCACCAGACCCAAACAACGACCAGCAGACUGUUUGGUACGAAUACGGCUGUGUGUAACCCAAAGUUCAACCCUGUGGUAGUUCUGUUAAACCAUAUCCACAGUGUUUUUCAUUCACAACACUUUGGGACUGCAGUGACGUUGACUUUAGACUGAUAACAUUGCAAAUAUACGGAUUCAAAAACCCACUAAACCAACACAGAGAAAGGCAUUCACUCUUUCUGUUUCUCAUUGUUCACAAGCCCACUGUGGAAGACUCUUGGAAGACAAAGGAAUGUGUUCAGGGUUUAAUCCGUUUUGAGAAAGUUUACUCUUCCGUUAUCGCACACCAGAGAUUUCCUCCAGCUUUCUGCGGACGGCAUGCCUGGCAGGUCCAAGUUCUAUUCUGAAUGCAAAGCUCAAACAUUGGCCUUCACUUGAAGGACCGCUCCCUGGAUAAUCAUAGCGUAAUUACAGUAUCCAUCUUUAGGAGGUGGGGUGAAAGAUGCGAGUCCACCAUUGAGACAGUCUCAACGGGAAAGGUUACUGGAAACAGCUCCUCUCUCUGACACCAUAUUGACAAACCAGUGAAUGAACCUUUUCUGAUGCAAACAGUCACCAGAUCUCUGCUACAGGCCUGGGUUUUGGUCAUGCAUGGGAUACAGAAACAAAAGAUCAUGAACCAUAGAAAGAGUGAAAGAAAAACUGCUGUGGAGAUGAAGUGAAGAUUAAUGCAGAGAGCAGGACUUUCUACACUGAAGUGACACAUUUAGACACAGAGUGUCAAACUCCUGUGGUUUUUUUAUUUACAUUUGAGGCAUCACUAUAUACAGCACAUUUCGACAACUUGUGUCUCAUGCUGACAUUUUAAUGUAACAUACCUUUGAAACACUGGCUUUAUAUAUAAUGUGCAUACAUUGUAAGAGCACUAUGUAAACAGGACCAGUAGAGCCUUAACUGGAGUCUUAACACUGGACACAUUCCCCAGUUUACUGCAGGAGAUUAUUCAUGAGUAAUACUAACAGUGAGCAAACUUUUGCUUGUGUAUGAAUUUAGUAUUCAGUUAGUUUUACAGUUUCCAUGUUCUGAAGUGGUAUUUAUUGAAUCCUCAGUGAAACGAUGCAGUGACUGUUUUUCUUUCCGAAAUCAGUUUUGUUGUGUAUUUACUGGGGUUGUGUGUAAGUGACCUGUGAAUGUUCAAACAGAACAUUUUUAUUAAAAUGGGGACGUAACAGAGCAAGGACUAAA